Messenger RNA from Armigeres subalbatus, 664 nucleotides. RefSeq names its product lipopolysaccharide-induced tumor necrosis factor-alpha factor homolog. The record is from RefSeq and is a predicted model, not a curated record. Gene Ontology annotation, molecular function: zinc ion binding. The coding region runs from base 238 to 498 and encodes 86 amino acids. NCBI's taxonomy places the organism in Eukaryota, Metazoa, Arthropoda, Insecta, Diptera, Culicidae. The transcript has 3 exons.
CACGUCAACCGCAACGGAAAACGCACGCAGAACGCAUCACAUUGUCGUCUGGCAUUGGUGGCGUAUCGUUCGGUUAGUCCGGGUGGGUCAAGUUACCCGCAAUUCGAUAAAACUCAAUAGGCAUUGAACUUGAUUUGUUUUGAACAUAGCGAGGCAGUGUCGAACGAUUAGUUAGCCGAACUUAUUAAUUAGCCCGGGAAGUGCCUUGUACCAAAGAUAGUUCAGCGAAAUUUGAAAAUGCAACAGCCGACAGUCAUAAUUAGUGGAGCACCAGCAGUUGGACCCGAAUCAACCAGCCUGAUCUGCCCAUCGUGCCGGGCUCAGGUGAGGACACGUGUCGAACACAACUCCACCACCAAGACGCACAUCAUUGCCCUGCUACUAUUUGUGUUCUGCUGCUGGCCGUGCAUCUGUGUGCCAUACUGCUGCAACUCGUGCAGAAAUGCUGACCACUACUGUCCAAACUGCAAUGCCUUCAUUGGAAGCCACCAGCACUGAUUGAGCCAAUUAAAUAUAAGUUUUUAAAACCCAAGACUAUUAUUAUAAAGUUAAUCUGAUCGCACAACAGUUAAGAUUCGAUGUGAAUACUAUCAUGAAAAUGAAGCUUUUGAAUGUACAGCCUUAUCAAUAACAGAAUAAACCAUUAUUAAUCAAUCGGUUUCAA